This is a messenger RNA of Lasiodiplodia theobromae, 3825 nucleotides long. Its product is annotated as Sfi1 spindle body. The transcript is spliced from 2 exons. NCBI's taxonomy places the organism in Eukaryota, Fungi, Ascomycota, Dothideomycetes, Botryosphaeriales, Botryosphaeriaceae. Bases 1 to 3825 code for a protein of 1274 amino acids. The record is from RefSeq and is a predicted model, not a curated record.
AUGCCCUCCUCCCGGCGACAACACCACAACCACCGCUACCCACAGCAACCUGUCGAGCCUGGCCCUACCUACGACGCAGACACAUACCUCCCACUCAGCAACGAAGAUGUCGAGGUUCUGUACACGAUCGUCACCACGGCGCAGCGCCUGCACCACCAUUCCUCGGCUGCGCCGCUACCGCCCUACCGCGCCCUCUUCACCGCGUACGACCGCGUCCUCGCCGACCGCCGCAUUGACCCGAACCAGGAUCGCGUCUACUUCCGCUUCCUGCUGCGCAUGCGCGGCAUCGACACGAGCACCGUUGGUGGCAGCGACAUUGAUGGCACGGCCACGCUGUAUGGCCGCUUCGAGACGUUGCUGGGCGAAAUGGGGAUCCAGCUGGAGGUGGACGAAGGGGGCGCGGCCGGCGUGGUUGUCGAGGAAGAGGGGGACGAGAUGGCGGUCGAGGAUGACGACGGAGACUUUGGCGACGACGAAAUCCAGGCUGUGGGAACGCCCGGUCUCCGGCCGCUGUCGAGGCGCGCAAGCUUCGACGAUACGACGUUCCAUCAUCGAAGCAGGCCGUGGGACGACAGUGAGGAUGAAGGCGAGCGGGAUGCGAUGUCGGGGAAGAGACGGACCGAAGAAAUACAGCGACCGGUGCGCGAGCCCGGAUUUUACGAUGCGGAUGACUUCAGCACCGUGCCGUCCCGACGAUCGUCCAUUUCCGGUCCGGUUCCCGAUGAACAGCACUUUGUCCCACCGGAAAUGUUGUACAGACCGUCGCCGACCCAGAUGCUGGCGGAUGCGGACACGUUUCUGUACGCAAGAACGUUGUUCACGGCACGAAGAGCACUGCACAUGUGGCGUGACCAGGCCAUGGCACUGCGUGAACGAGAGGCCCAGAUGGAAGAAGCUGCGGAUCUUUUCAAUAAGAAAAAGCGCGCCGAUGCUGCGUUUGAGUCCCUGAGCGUUACCGUAAAGGCACGGCGAGCCGAACGGGAGACGGAGAGGUUCUACGAGCAUAACUAUCAGCGUGUUGCAAGGGCCUAUCAAAGGUUCACAUUGUGGAGAGCCCUCUCCCACUGGCAUGGCAGCACUCUGAGAGCCAUUGCGUUGACAAAUCAAGCUCGUGAGCAAGUUCUCAAGCAGAGGUUGUUCAACGCUUGGUUCGAACAGACCGCAAUCCAACACGAGAAAGUACGCCGGUUCACCCUCAAGAGGGGUUUCAAAACAUGGCAGAAGAGGUAUCAUGCCAUCAAGGAAAACGAAGACGUGGCUGAGACUGCGCACGCAACGAACGUCAUCCAAAAAAGUUUGAUGGCUUGUUAUUGGGAGUUCACAGAGCGGAGAGCUUCCCAGAUAUACGACCAAAACCUUUUGCCAAAGGUGUGGAUGAUUCUAGUCGACAGGCUGCUCUUCAUAAAAGAUAGGGAGGAGGCUGUCGCCUUAAUGGUCAAUCGGGAUAUCAAGAGCAAAGCGUUUCAUUCCAUCGCGAACAAGAUGUUCAAUCUUCAAACGCUGGAACCCGCCGCAGACAAUUUCCGGCAGCAGAAGCUCUUGGCACAGGCUUUUGGCAAUGUCAAGGUGCGAGCGAAGCUCCAGCCGCUGGAGAGGCAAUUGUCGCAACGGGUCGUGCGGUCUCGCGCCAAAGAGAUCUUCGAUGUCUGGCAUGUGCGUGCCGAACAAUCGGUGAUGGCUACCAAACUCGACCGCCAACGCAUCUUGGGCAAUGCUUUCACUGCAUGGAACGACAAUCUGCGCUGCUCUGCGCUCAGAGCACGUAUAGAUAAACGUGUCAUGCUUGAAGCACUUCGCAAAUUGUUACUCGAGGCUCGAACCGCGCUUUUCAUUCGAGUUCGGGAAGCGAGAACAAAAGAGCGAAUUUUACGACAGUGGUCUGGGAUGGUUAAAGAUCAGAAUGCGCGCCUGGCACGGACGGAGCGCAUGUUCAUUACCUACCAGGAUACCCGGUCGAAGCGGAAGACUCUUAGUCAUCUCCGUAACGUCCUUGAAGGCCGGAAGGACCGCGAGGCUCAAGCUCUGGCGCUCUACGAGCCUCGUCUCCUAAAGAAGACGUGGCCAAAGUUGGUAGAGCGACACAAGCAUCUUCAACAACUCGAGCAGUGGGGAUCGGACGCGCAGUUCUACACCGUUGCGACCCACGCUUUGAAGAGGUGGAAGGAAAGCACGCAUCAAGCGCACAAGAUACGGAGGCGUGAGGCGUAUGUUACUAUCAGACGUCGCACCAAGCUGUCUAUGGCGAGACGUGCAUUCGAAAGAUGGCGGGGCAAGGCCUUGACCGUCGAAUUCAUGGAGCGUCAGGCCCAGGAACUACAGGAGAAUGCCAUACUCGGGAUUGCGACGCGGCAGCUGGAUCAGUGGCAUGACAGAGCAGCAUCUGUCGCUGAGAUGGCGGUGACUGCGAACAAUUUCCGUGAGCGGAAGCUUGCCACACGUGUUCUGGAUGUCUGGGUUGCCAAGCUGCAGACAAUCGCUCGAGAUGAGGAGAAGGCUGCGGCUUUCUUGGAAGUGCACGUCGCAACUGAGGCAAGUGGUUGUCUGAAGAAGCUUAAUUGGCGCCUUUUCCAAGUUCAGCGGCAACAACAGUCUGGCUAUGCUUUGGCCGAGCGUAACUUUGAGAAGCAUGUCAAGAUUAUCCUGAGACAUUGGUCGGAGCGGAUGCAUCAAGGACGGCAAGAUCUCGAAAUCGAGCCAGCGCCGAUCUUUGAUGAUGGAGAGAACCAGCAGAUCGCGCUUGACCAGCAACACGAAGAGAUGUCCGAUCUCACGGGCGAGAGAGAACCAGAGAAUGAAGCUAAUGUUGCUCGUAAUGAGCGAUGGACUCCGUUUGAUUCCUCAGCGCUCGACGUCGGUGAUCUCAAGCUGAACCUCAACUUCGAUCCUAACGUCCUGAACCGUCCUGUACUCCAACCAAGACCACCGGCCCGCUCCUUCUCACCCGAGAGGCCCAAUCCGUUCGCCAUGACGAUCAGAAACCCCGACGCUGCCUUCGCCCCACCCGUCGCAUCCACCCCGGUGCCUGCUUACCUGCGCUCGCCGUCCAAACGCAGCACCGUCAGGGCGGCAAAGGCUCGCGAGAGGCUGGCAGCUCUUUCGCUCAACGCAACCGACAGCCACCGGCCCCCUCACCCGCUGUCCCAAAACAUUGUCACCGCCGCGCCCGUCGCCGUGCCCCCAGUCACAACAUCCUUCUCUUCCUCCGCCGCGGCGCAUUCCUCGACCGCUGCGGGCGGCGCGCCGUCUUACUCGGCCUCCACCUUCGCCCUCAACACCAACACGGGCAGCACGACGCCGAUGGCCGCCCCCACCGGCUUCGGCAACACCUUCGGCGGCGGCACCAGAGCGCCCGGCACCGCGCCGCCGGCCAUAAUGACCAAGGCGGCAGCGCCCGGUGUUGUCGCUGACGAGAAGAACGACCGCGACAACGACGAUGCCACGGCGUUCGUCGUCCCGAAUGACGAUGGCAGCGGCGGCGGGAAUGCUGGACGAGCGACACCGAGGCGCAAUUUCGGCGCCAGCACCAUGCUCGCGGCGACGCCAGGCCGUGCCGCUGCCGGGAAGACGGCUAUCACGCCGUUCGCGCGGAAGCUGACAGCGCAGGGGUACUCCACCGGGAAAAGCAGUGGUGGCGGCGGUGGUGGUGGCGCCGACAGCGUGAGGGGGAGGGCGAGAGCGGCGUAUGGGGGCGUGGGGUUGGGUCUGGCGUCGUCGGGGAUGAGGUUUGGCGGGUUUGAGGAUAUCAGGGAGGAUGAGAGUCCGCGGGUGGUGGAGGGGGAGGAGGAGGAAGGCGCUGGACGUGGGAGUAGGGAGAGUUCGCCGUGA